GACUAUAUAAUGAGAAGGGAAUGAAGUUAGGACUUUGGAUAGAAUUACUACAUCAUUUUAAUAAGUAAAAAUAAAAUAUAAAUAUUAAGAAUAUUUUAUAUUGUAUAAAUUGGUGAGUAUUAUAAAGAAAAUAAAUGUGGCAAGUGGAAAAUUUUUUUGAAAGAUCAAAUAAUGUAUUUAAUAAGCUGAGUUAUUCUUAGAGGAGGAGGAAUAUAUAAUAAAUAAGGGGCAAAAUAAGGGAAAUGGAUUGAAUUACAUGAAAAGUUCCAUGAAUAUUGCUGGGUUACUUUAGUUGGAGAAUAUGAAAAUGGAAAGAAAAUUGGAUAAUGGGAUUUCAUAUAUUAAAAAAAAAUUAUGUAUUUUAUUUAAAUUUUGCAUAGCGCUGGGGGAAUAUAUUUAUAAAAUGGAUUAAAAAAUGGGAAUUGGAGAGAAUUAAGUACAAAAUUUAAUAAGUAAAUUUUAUUUGAAAAAAUAUUGAAGUUUUUGUCUUUUAUUAAAUGAAGGUUGUUAUUUAAAUGGAAAGAAAUUUUAAUAUUGGAAUAUUAUCUCAUACAACUCAUAUUAAAUUUUGUAGUUUAUUUUUUAAUAAUAUUUAAGAGGAGGUGGUUCUUACAAUUUAUAGGGGUAUAAAAACGGUAAGUGGAUAACUUUUAAUAAAAAUUAUUAUGUUGGGUUAUUCUCAUCAAAUUGUAUAUCUUAAGUAGGGGAAUACAAAUAAGGAAGAAAACAUAAUCAUUGGGAUAUAAUUAAUAAUGAAAAUGAGAAAAUGUUAGUAUAUUAUUAUAUGAUAGUGGAGGUGGAGAAUAUGAUCAUAAGGGUAUGAAAUUUGGUUAAUGGACUGAAUUGCAUCAAAACUUUUGGGAGUGAUUAUAAUAUAUCUAUUGUUUUGUAGUUUUUGUAAAGUGACGUUGAACGGAAAUUAUUAUAAUGGACAUAAGUUGGGCAAUUGGGAAGUAAAAUAUAAACCAUCACAAUUUGAAGAAAUAUAAAUCAUGUACUUCUAUAAGAUUUAUAAUAAAUAGAGGUGGAGGAAUGUAUAAUGAAAAUUAUUAAAAAAAUAAUAAGUGGAUUGAGUUGGAUGAAAAUUUUUCUAAGUAUUAAAAUUUUAAAUUUAGUCAAUGUGAAGUAAUUAAUUAAGGAAAUUAUUAGAAUGGAUUUAAAGUUGGAAAAUGGACUUUAAAAGAUAAAAAUAACUCUAUGUAAAAAAUUAAUUUUAAAGGACAACCAAAAGAGCAGGUGGGUUUUACAAUUAUAAAGCAAUCAAAUAAGGAAAAUGGAUUGAAUUAUCAAAGUAUUAUCGAAGGUAUUUUCAUUAUAAUAUAUAUCUCAGUUAUUUUCCUCUACUAUAUACCGGAAAUUAUUUAAAUGGAUAGAAAUCGAAUAAAUGGGAAAUAGUAUAUUAAAAAAGGAUUGUGUAAUAACUAAUUUUAACAUAUAUAAUUUAAGUGGAGGAGGAACAUAUUAAAACAAUAGUAUAAAAAGUGGAUAAUGGAUUGAAAUCUAAGAGAGUUUUAUCAAGUAUAGUUUUAAAAAAUUCAGUCAAUCCCUUCAAAUUGAAUAAGGAGGCUAUAACAAUGGAGAAAAAUAUGGGAUUUGGUAUAUCAUGAAAAAAAAUAAAAUAAUGUAACUUAUUGAUACUUAAAAAGGAUGAUUCAGAGGUUUCGAUUUUUACAUAAAGAGUGAG
Paramecium sonneborni is the source of this 1684-nucleotide messenger RNA. The record is from the annotation of a GenBank genome assembly. NCBI's taxonomy places the organism in Eukaryota, Ciliophora, Oligohymenophorea, Peniculida, Parameciidae.